UCCCCGCCGCGGCCGUCGGGAACGAGCAUGCGCCGGGGGGCGGUCCCGCCCCCCGGCGCAUGCUCGUUCCCGACGGCCGCGGCGGGGAGCGGGUGCGGCGAUGUCUACACCGGUGCCGUCCAUGGGACCGUGCCUGCGCUCCGUUAACACUCGUGAGCUCUCCGAGGUUGUCUUCAACAACCGCAGCCCGCGCUCCGUCCUCCCGGUUUGGGUGGACUUCGAGGGCAAGCCGCGACACUACCCGGUCCUGCAGCCGCGCACCGGGCGGGUCAUGCACAGCUACCGGGGUCACCUCUGGCUGUUCCGGGAUGCAGGGACAAACGAUGGGCUCCUUGUUAACCAGCAGGAGCUGUUCAUAGCGGCUCCCAAUGUGAAUAAAGCAGACAUCACGCUGCCAGUGUUUACCCUGAAAGAACGGUGCCUCCAGGUUGUUCGCAGUCUAGUCAAACCAGUGGACUACAGGAAACUGGACAUUGUUCGAUCGUUAUAUGAAGAGCUGGAAGAUCAUCCUGAUGUUAAGAAGGAUCUUCAGCGGCUUUCUCUGGAGAGAAGUGAAACACUGAGGAACGGAAUUCCUGAAUAACGUGAUUACUCCGGACUAUUCAAAUAGCAAACUCAGAGUUAAAGCAGGAAGAGCUGCCACGAAACAUGCCAAGAACUGGUGUCUCUCUUUUAUGUUCUGAGACAUAAACUCAGUUAACUUGGUAAGUCUGCUCCCAAAGACUAAACGGCAUGUAGGAGCACACCAGGUUCCUGAUGGUUCACUGCUGCUCCUCGUUAUGCACGUUGCAAACCAGCAGCUCUGGAGGAUGAAGCUCAGUUUUUUUAUUUGGACUGUUUCAGAACACCACACAGGGACAUAGUAUCAGGUCAUCUGUUUGGAGCAUACAGAUUAGCUUUCAUUGUAUUAGAGUGUAAGUAACACUAAGGAUUAAUUUAAUCCAGACUCUAAUGAUUGUAAGUGGCAGACCCACACCAGUUUCAUUUGAAUAAUUUGCAUUCAGUGGAAUUUCACUCUCUCACGCUUGGCCUAGAGUUGCCUGUGACCCACCAGGUGUGGGUAGUGUUUGUGUACACGAGGGUUUCCAACACGCCUUCUGGGGACCUGGCCUGAAACAUCAUGCUGGUGGAAAGAUGACACAUGUAAAUGCUUGGGGGUUUUCCUGCCUUUUGGCUUUGCACGUGUAAACCCAUGUUGUGUCCACUCAGGCUGACAUGUUUUUACACAGAUCGUGCCUUGAAUGCCUUAUUUAUCCUUUGUGCUUGGAUCUCAAGGUCAUCAACCUGGUCAGCCACAUAGACCUAGUUCUGGGACACUUUCUCCUCUGCAGCAGCUUCCCGUUACAGGCCUAGCAGGUUGUGCUCACAGACAGUAGAUGCUUUGAAUCGUGCCUUUUUGUGUGGCAGUUCAGUAGUUGGGAGGCCUUUUCAGGGGAGCAGGGACCACUUGAGCUGCUGGUGUCUCCUGAGGAACAGAUAGCAGACUGCAUCAGCUCAGAUGGGCCUAUUGCUAGAUCCAGCUCACAGACACAUCCAUGCUUUAUUACAGGCUAGAUAAGCAGAGAAAACAUUUCCUUACCUAUGUUCUGUUCCCUCAUGCCUCCGUUAGGAUGUGUAUUUGUGUGAAUAUACACGUCAUUCCAAGCAGUGUAGUUUUUAACAGAUACGUGAAUUGUCCACCAGGUAACAGAUGUAGUGCUGUUCACUGUUAGAAGCAGAAUGGUAGGAGAUUAUAGCAGGUUAUUUCUGUGGCACAUGUUUCUUUCCAGUUAUGCAUUCUGAGAAACACAGCUGUGAAACUGAGACUGUUGACAUGUUCUGUAAGUAUGAAAUGUCUCCCCUUUUUUGUAGACUUGUUUUUUCUUACGUAUUUGAAGUGUAUGAAUUGAUCUUUGUCAUAAAAAUGUAAAUUCAUGCUAAA
Molecule: messenger RNA, 1921 nt
Organism: Strigops habroptila (Kakapo)
Lineage: Eukaryota; Metazoa; Chordata; Aves; Psittaciformes; Psittacidae
Gene: VHL
Product: von Hippel-Lindau tumor suppressor
Exons: 3
Coding region: 101-583 (160 amino acids)
Source: RefSeq, a predicted model, not a curated record